Messenger RNA from Auanema sp. JU1783, 1812 nucleotides. The record is from the annotation of a GenBank genome assembly. NCBI's taxonomy places the organism in Eukaryota, Metazoa, Nematoda, Chromadorea, Rhabditida, Rhabditidae.
AUGUCCACUUUUUUUCUCAGCGUACCUGAUUCUGAAUCGACUCAUCAACGAGAAAGAAGGAAGAGCGAUGGCUGCAUCGUGCAGGCAUUUGUGUCUAAUGGCCUACGCUCGAAAGAGAAGUUCAAGCGUAGUCGUGAUAAUCGAGACCCUAGCGCAGACAAAAGUACCGAAAGGGACGGAAAGCAUAAACGCUUUCGACUCUUUCCAAGCCAGUUGGAUAGCAAUCUUAUAGAGUGUCUAAGAAGAAAUUACGAGUUAGUUACUGCUCUAGCCGAUAUCGAGAGUCCUGAGGACCGACCUGCUACCCCUAAAAAAAUGAAGGGUCCAAUCCCUCGAAUUGAGACGGAUGACUCUCCACGUCCUCUCAUUAUCCGUCAGCACAACCCAUGUAAGUACAAUGAGUAUGAGAGCUCUUCUAUCUCUUCCGCAGAGUCAGCCGGUGGAUCGGAAGACAUGCCAUGCUCCCGUUGGGUCUGGCUGAAGCGAGAGAUUCGCUUCUUUCUUCUAGACGUUGUCGAAGCAUUAGAAACCCCUGGAGAAACCAUACCUUCCAACAACGUUGAAAAUUCAAAGCUCUCUGCUAUUGCCUUAAAAAGAGACUUGAAACGAUGCUAUUCAGCUCUGCAUCCUUUCAUAGAAGUAGCAGCUGCCCUCUACGAUUUGCUCUUGUGGAAAAGUCCAAUUUCAACACUUCUCCUCACUUUGGUUUAUUUCUUUUCUAUAAUUCGUGGCUGGACUGCAUCUCUAGUACUUCUCUUAUUACUCUUUCAAUUAUCGCUCAAUUAUCUACAUUCCGUUAAGAACAUCGAUAUAGGACUUUCAUUUUUGCCUAAAAAAGAAGUUCCAUUGCCUCGUUUUGAUAUUUCUGGUGCACAGCUUAUUUUCGAUAUAGCUAAGGUUGCCCAGCAACUUCUACGAUUCAGUGCCGAUUUUCUCGAGAAAUUACACAACUUGUUGACUUGGAAAGAAGAACGGGUAACAUGGAAAUUCUAUUACCUAGUCAUCUACUGGCUAGUCUUAUCGAUGGUCUUUAAUACGGGAACUUGUCUAGGGAUGUGUGGUCUUGCUCUUGGAAUCAGAAUCUUUGUCACGACCUACUUGUUCGAUCGUUUCCCAAGACUUCGUUUCCGAUUAGAUACUUUCGGCUGGUUCUAUAGAAAUUUGCCUAUCAAAAAUCCGCAGUCCCCUGUUAACGGUCCAAAAACAGAUGAGGAGAGAUGUAUAACACCUGGAGGUGCUUCUAGUCGUCGUUCUACCAUAUGUGGAGAAAUGUUUACAUCAAGACUUGGCUCCAAUUUCAAUUUGGAUAAAGGCGGCCUAAUUGGCACCCCUACUGUCUCCACAGACACAGAAACAAAUAUUCGGCUGGCUGAGUGCGGCUCAUUCUCACAAAAUUCUUUGUCAGAUGGAAGAGAUGAGAAGGAUGACAGCAGCACGGAGGAAGAUCCCAUGAUCGAUAACGUUGUUGCAUUCCGCAGUUGCGUAAUGAACGAGAAAGACAAACUCUUCCCGAAAGGAAUCAGUACUGGCAUUCUCUACUUGACCGAUGCAGCAUUGAUCUUCCGAUCUAGAGCAACAAAUGAUGAACGACCAAUUAUGUUUUUGUUCCAUGAUAUUGUUUCUGUUAAGAAGAUCCAGUCCUUGAACUCAAUGUCAUUGAUAGCAGGAACUCGGAAAGGAAUAGAAAUUUUGGUAGCUGGUCGCCGGAAACCUCUGCAAUUCAUCGGAAUGGCUCAGAGAGAUCCUUUCGUUUCUCAUAUGGGAGAGAUGUGUUUCAAAUGCCAAGCUAAUACUCACUUCAUCGUUGACUAA